Molecule: messenger RNA, 1059 nt
Organism: Exophiala dermatitidis NIH/UT8656
Lineage: Eukaryota; Fungi; Ascomycota; Eurotiomycetes; Chaetothyriales; Herpotrichiellaceae
Product: glutathione S-transferase
Exons: 1
Coding region: 1-1059 (352 amino acids)
Cellular component (GO): cytoplasm
Molecular function (GO): glutathione transferase activity
Source: RefSeq, a predicted model, not a curated record
AUGAGUUCGACUACCCACCCCACGCCUGGCCGCCCAGCGCCGACGACGGUCACACAGCAUCUCGCGGGCACAGCGCAAUCAUGGCACGGCAAAAUCACACCUGACGGACCGUUUCCACCUCAAAGGGGUCGGUAUCACAUGUAUAUCGGGCUCUUCUGCCCGUUUGCGCACCGGGCGAAUCUGGUACGACAUCUGAAGGGACUCACCGACAUCAUCGACAUCUCGAUCGUCAAACCGUACCCCAAAGGCGACGAGAAAGGAUGGCCGGGAUGGCAGUUUCCUCAAACGGACGACGAGUACCCGGGUGCCACGGUGGACCACCUCUACGGCAGCAAGUACAUGCACGAAAUAUACUUCAAAGCGGACCCAGAGUACAAGGGCCGAUACAGCGUUCCCGUAUUAUGGGAUGGAGACACCGAAACAAUCGUCAACAACGAGAGCGCGGAACUUCUUCGAGACCUCCAGACGGCACUCAACCCACUAUUGCCUGAGGACUACGCCCGAGUCACAUUGUACCCGGAGCACCUGCGACCAAAAAUCGACGAGGUGGCAGAAUGGAUGCAACGAGACCUCAACACAGGCGUGUACAAGGCCGGAUUUGCGGAUUCCCAAGAAACUUACGACAAGAAUGUCUUGCCGGUGUUUGCGGCCCUAAAUCGGCUGGAGAAGAUGGUGGCUGAGAACGGGGGGCCGUACAUCUUGGGCAAGGAGCUCACGGAGCUCGAUAUCAGGGCCUAUGCGACCUUGAUCCGUUUCGAUACCGUCUACGUCCAGCAUUUCAAGUGUAACUUGGGUACUAUUCGGCACGAUUACCCCCAGCUCAACAAUUAUCUGAAGAACUUGUACUGGAAUGUCAAGGGGUUCAAGGAGACGUCUGAUUUUAAGCAUAUCAAGGAGAAUUAUACUAAGAGCCAUUAUGAUAUUAAUCCUAAGGCGAUUACCCCGCGGGGGCCGUAUCCUGAUGUCGAGGAGGGGUACGAGCCUGAUUUGUCGAAGUUGAGGGUCGGCGGUGUGGCAAUGCCAGAGGUCGUGGAACUGGAAAAGAAGUUGCCCGCUUGA